Caenorhabditis remanei is the source of this 483-nucleotide messenger RNA. RefSeq lists its product as uncharacterized. Gene Ontology annotation, cellular component: cytosolic [4Fe-4S] assembly targeting complex. The record is from RefSeq and is a predicted model, not a curated record. The coding region runs from base 1 to 483 and encodes 160 amino acids. Lineage: Eukaryota; Metazoa; Nematoda; Chromadorea; Rhabditida; Rhabditidae. The transcript has 4 exons. Gene Ontology annotation, biological process: iron-sulfur cluster assembly.
AUGGGCCAAGAACGUCUCGACAACGCGAAUCCAGUGUUAUUCGACUCGAAACCACGUCAUCGACCUGUUACAGGCACUGAACGCGAUGAAAGUGUGGAAGAUCCGAUCGAUUCGUGGGAGAUUUUUGAUCUGAUCAGAGAUAUAAAUGAUCCGGAGCAUCCGUACACUUUGGAGCAAUUAAAUGUGGUUCAGGAGGAGCUGAUUAAGGUUUUUAUCGAUGAGGAGGAGACUUUUGUCAAGGUAAACUUCACGCCGACAAUUCCCCACUGCAGUAUGGCAACACUCAUCGGAUUGGCGAUUCGAGUGAAACUGUUGAGAUGUUUGCAUCCGAAAGUCAAAGUGGCCGUCUCGAUUACACCUGGAUCACAUUCCACAGAAGAAUCCAUCAAUCGACAGUUGGCUGAUAAGGAACGAGUCGCCGCGGCGAUGGAGAAUCAAGGAUUGAUGCAUGCUGUCAAUGAGUGUCUCAGAGUUCCAGAAUAG